Messenger RNA from Labrus bergylta (ballan wrasse), 5978 nucleotides. The record is from RefSeq and is a predicted model, not a curated record. NCBI's taxonomy places the organism in Eukaryota, Metazoa, Chordata, Actinopteri, Labriformes, Labridae.
GCUAGCGUUAGCUUCGUACUGCCGGGGCCAACUUACCUCCAAAGUUACAUUGAACUGUUCAAUUUGGUAACGAAUCUUCAACACUGAUCGAAACAGUUUCUUUUUAAAGCAAUAGACUUUUCUUAUUGAGCCCGCUGUAGUCAAGGCAAGCCGGCAUGAGCGCCCCUGGUUACCUAAAGUUAGCUAGCAUCGCUGCUUUGUAAACAGUGAUAUGGAUAAUAACGCCACCCAGAUAAAGGAAUAACAACUCUUCAAUAGAGACGCCAAGUCCAUUAAUACCAGCGGCAGGCAGCCUGCACAAACAGGGUUUGCAUCAUGUCCAUUGAUUUUGACAGUGCUGCUCUUCAAACCCAGCAUGAGGAAGAGGAAUAUGACCAGGAGGACUAUGCAAGAGAGCAAGAGCUGCAGAAACUGCUCACAGACCUGCCUGAUGACAUGCUGGAGGACAGCAUAGACUCCUCCUCCCCAGAGCUGCAGUACUCUGCAAUAAGCAAUAAAAACACUGGAAACAGCCCUGAGUCAGCAUGGAGUCAGCAAUGGUCGGUUCAUCCAAGGCCAACCUCUCAUGAACAAGAUGAUUAUAACUAUGGAGAUGGAGCUGUUCAAGUCAAUGGACACCUGGGUCAGAUUCAAAGUCAACCUCACACUUGGAACCAGCACUCAGAGGAUCAUCGGUUCACCCAGGGAGAUUAUACAUACACCAGCAUGGGCACAGAACAAUCUACAGAGACUAAUGAUUUCUCCACAGAUGUGUAUGGUUCUAAACCAUACACUCAAGGCACUAAUAAUGCUGCAGUGUACCAUGAAGAGGAAGGCCAAAGGGACCACAACAAUGCCGGAAACCAUUUUCAGAAUGUAAGGUCUGCAGCAGGAGACAGAGUUGUGGAAGAGUACAAGGCCAGCUACAACCCCCAACAUCCUGCCCAUCAGCCAAAGAUGUUUAACUCCCAGGCUGCUCACCAGCAAGGUCAACUUGACCAUCUGCAAAGAGAUUUUCUCGACUCGACACAACAAACUGCUGAUAGAGAGCAGCUGGCUCAGCUGCAGAUUUUACACAAGGCUCAGCAGAGGCAAGUUGAAGACUUGGAAAGGAAACUGGAGGAUUCAAGGCGUAAUAUGAGAUACAUCGAGCAUCAGUUUGCUAUUGCCAAAGAUGAAAAGGAUGGCCUUGCAGUAAGUCUAAAGGAAUCGAGUCAAUUGGUUGAAGAGGCAAAGCAGAGAGAAGUUCAAAUGCAAAACAAAUUGAAGGCAAUGGAGCAGCAAGUACAGGUCCUUAAUGAGAGAGACCAGGAGAACACAAAGAAGCAGAGGGUGGCGGAGGCUGCAGUGGACAGCAUGAAGCAGCAGAUGUUGGAGCUUUGUCGCUCUGAUACUCUGUCCAGAACACGGGAGCAGCAUGACAGAGACCUCGCCGUCUUAAAGGAACAGCACAAUUCUGUAUUGUUGACACUACAGCAGGAGCUAGACUCCACCUCUCAGGCCCUGAACGAUCAGAUUGAUGUAAGUCAGAGGUUUCAAGAGCAGGUGAGGCAGCUGGAGCGGCGGAGAGAAGAAGAGCAGCUGGAAAGAGCCAGAGUUGUCAACGGCCUCACUCAGCGUCUGGAGGAGAGUCAGCAACAAUGUGCCAAGCUGCUGCAGACGAGUUCAGUGCAGGAGUUGACUCAGGUUCAAAUAAAACUACAACAGGCUCAAUCAGCAAAGGCACUCAGUGAAAAUAUGAACAAAGUCCUUCAGGAGGAUCUGUCUGAUUUGAAGGAGCAGAUCACUCUUUACGAGUCUGCUGUGAAACAUGGAGUUAUUGCUUUUGAUGUGAGCAGUGACUGGGAGAACCAGCUGUCUGAAUCCUGCAUGGAUUUAGGAUUAAAGAAAACAAACAGGAAAAAUGGCACCCUUCACAGUACUGCCCUGGCUCACCUGUCAGACUCCAAGCUUCCCAAAGAUGAAGCUUUGCGGCUGCUGCGAGUGGAGAUGCAGCGCUGCCUGGGGAGCCUGAAGGGGAAGCGUCAGAAGAUCAGUCAGAUGCAGGAGGAGCUCCAGCUCUGUCAGGAUAGAGUGAGCGUGCUGCAGACACAGCUAGAUGAAGCCAAGCUUAGCUCUUCAAUCAGGGAGACCAGCCAGCUGAAACAUCUGGACCUAACUGGGGAGUCUCAAAAAGAGUUCAUGAAAGUACAGGAAGACAAACGACACUUGGAGGAACAAGUGAGGUUAGUGUUAGAAAAGAAGAACAAGGAGCUGAAACAGAGUGAGGAGAAGGUGAGGUCUGCCAAUGUCGAGCUUUGCACCAAGAUGAGAGAGAUGAUCCAAGAACUGGACCAGGAGAAGCAGGAAGCUGCUGAGAGGACUGAGCGGAUUCAUCAGCAGUACAGGGACGAUGUGGUGAACCGGAUCAGGACAGAGCUCAUGCUGGAACAUGAUGCUCAGAUUGAACGGCUGACUUCACAUCAUGAGCAGCAGGUCCAACAGAUACAGACCAAGCUGUCUGAGGCCAAUGAUAAGAUGCUGGCCGUGCAGGAGUGUUACAUAUCUGUCUGCAAGGAGAAGGACAUGCUUGAAGAAAGUGUGCGCAAGAGGGAGAGGGAGGAGGCUUCGAUAAGGGACGAUGAGCUGAAGUCGAGAGAGGACAGUGAAGCAGCUGUGGUGAAACUGAGGGCAGAGCUUGAAUCUCAGCAUCAGGCCUCAAUAAACCAGCUCAAGACUCUGUGGGCCAAAGAAAAGAUCCAGGUGAACUCUCAAGUAGAGAUGGUCAAGACUGCUUAUAAGGAAGAACUGCAAAAGGUGGAGAAGACCUGGGUCAAGAGGCUGGAGGAGGCUAGAAGAAAGAGAGACAGAGAAACCACCGAGGCGGCCUGUCAGACAGAUCAUAAUGAGUCGAGCAGUGUGACUAUUACUGUUGUUGAAAUGGACUCAAGGCUGAGUGCUCAGAAACAGCAGCUGCAACUGGAAGCUGACAAAGUCAAACGCAAAGCUGUGGAAGAAGCCAGAAAACAAGUUCAGAGAGAGCUGCAUGAGAAACACCUGGAGGACAUGGCCAAACAGGUUGAAGGUACAAUAACCAGGGCCUACAAUCGCUGGAUUGAGGAUUUGACUUCGCUACCAGAAUACAAAGCUGCACUCCAAACAGAGAGAGAGGAAUGGGAAGCACUUCAGGAAAAACACAUAGAACAACAGAUAUCCCGGGCCCUGAAGGAGGCAGAGGAGCAGUGGCAUAAGAAGCACAGGGACCAGUUAGAGGAGCAGAGCUCUGGGACACAAAAGAUGGAGGAGCUCCGAGAGGAGGUGGCAGCUCUUCAGAGCCAGCUUGAGCUAGUGAGGAGAGAGCAAGCAGCCCUGCUGAAAGCAGAGCUGGCCGGAACUAGAGCAGUCUGGAACCGAGACAAACAGCAGGAGAUCGCUGUCAUCCAGGCUCGCACUGAGCAGGUGUACCAAAACAAGCUUCAAGAGCAGCGCGAGCAACUGGAGCAGUCUUUGCAGCAGACCAGGGAGGAGGCAGACCUUCAGAAGAAGGAGCUGCUUCUGCAGAUGGAGGCCAAGCUACAGCAGACUCUACGUGCCAGAGAGGAGGAGUGGAGAUGUCAGCAUGCAGAGUGGGAGCAGGCUCAGAGACAGCAGAUGAGAAAGGAAUUCAUAGCAGAGCUUCAGACUGGUCUGGCAGAGAUCCAGGAACAGAUUCAAAUGGAUCACAAAGCAGAUCACCUGGUCACUGCAGACAUCAAGAGGAGCCACAGGGCUUCAUCACACGAUACAAUAACACACAUCAUCCAAACAUUCUGUACAGACAUAAUCAACAGAGCGGUCUCUCAAACCAAAAAGGAGUGGAAGAAAAUAAGUGAGGAGAGACUAAGCCAAGUGAUAAAGGAAACACAUUUACAGCAUGAAAGGGAAAUCAACACCAUUAAAAGCUGUUUGAGCGAGAGGACGGAGCAGGUUAGUUGCAGGAAGGAGUGCUCUGAAACUAAAAGUAAGCUGCAGAAGAAGAAUCAGGAGCUCCAGAGACACUUGGAGAAAGCCUGUCGUCAACUCCAGCACAGCGUUCGAGAGCACAAAAGUGCCAUGCAACGUCUAAAAGAUGAGCAUGAAAGCAGCUUACAAAAGGCAAAGGAGGAACAUCUGCAGCAGCUAGAGGAAGUGAAGGGAGCAAAAGAAUCCUCUAGAAGCUCUGAUCAACAACAGAAUCUUCAGCAGGGCCUGGAGGAGAUGAAGCAGCAAUAUCUGACGACUGUGGAAAAGAUCAGAGAGGACAUGCUGAGGUACCUUCAGGAGAGCCGGGAGAGAGCAGCAGAGACGAUCCGAACGGAGGUGCAGAGGGAACGGCAGGACACUGCCAGGAAAAUGCGGCGCUACUAUCUCACCUGUCUGCAGGAGUUACUGGAGGAUGGAGGAAAGACUACAGGGGCUGAAAAGAAAAUUAUGAACGCGGCAAGCAAGCUGGCAGCCAUGGCUAAAGUGCUAGAGACGCCUAUCAAGAGUAAAUCUGGAAAGAGCAGUUCACAAAGGUGUUUGACAGCUGCUUCAACAGCUGACUGUCCUCCAGGUAGACACGCAGGUUACAGUAAGAUCCUGUCAACACUGCCUGAGCUUCCUGACAUCAGGCCGGAGGAGAGGUCCCACAGGGAAAAGACUUCUGCAGAUUCAGAGCAGAAACAAAUCACUGCAGCGAGGAAUAAACCUUUGUGCCACCGGGACACACCUGUGGCUAGAAAGGAAGAGGACUCUGGGCUGAAACUCCAAUCUUCUGCUCAUUCACACCUCCGCCCUCUCAAACCUUCUCAACAGAUGUCCUCUUCAUCCCAGGUGGAUUUUGUCGAUGCAUCUGUGAGAAGUAAAAGCAGGGCGCUGUACCAGCAGGGAGUUAACUCCAAAGAAACAGACUCGGGUGGACAGAGACAACCAUUUGUUGUCCAGGAGGCUCCAGUCAGAGACGAGAGACUGGCCGACUGGAGCAUGACCAGCAGUGACUCAGAGACAGGCUUCCAGGUUUCCCGACUGUCCCACUCAGGACGCAAAGUAGAACCGGUCAAACCUUUUUCUGUUUCUUCUACAUCAGCCGGUGACUUGGGAGACUUUGGCGGCCUCACCCCGGACUUUUCUGACUUGACUGUUUAUAAUGAAAUAGCCAAGAGGACCCCUCAUACCCAGAACUUUCUUAAUGGAAAACUGAGUUCACACAGGGAGCCUACCCCAGGCUCCGAGGGCGAGAAGCAGCAGGGAGUUUGUUCACAGCCUCUGUUCUCCGAACUGAGGCAGCGGCAGCAGGACAGCGGCUUCGACAGCCCAUUCUACCAACACAAGUGAUACAGAGGUAGGGAGAUGAGCUUAUAACACACUCCACAUUUCCAGUCAGCUGAACAAACGGUGCCUUUAAUGCAGUCUUUAAAGUUAACCCUAACCCUAACCCGAGUGUCAAGGCUUUAAACUUGAAACUGCGUGCAGAGUGUUUGUGUGUAUUGAACUUAGGAAAUUAUUAACUUUAUAGCCACAAUUACAAAACAUAAAAGUAAUAUAAAAAAACUUUCUCUUAGAGGAGGUAGCCCUGAGAGGAUUUUUAAUACUGCCUUGAAAACAUGGACGUAAAUAGCUUUCUUUUGUUGGAAAGGUGUCUAUGAGGUAAUAGUUGUAUUUAACAUCAAACACUUUUCUGUUUUUGCAUAAUUACCUCAGGUAUUAAUGUUUCUUGUUUGUGUGUUUUCUUGGGUGUAGCACUUCCAUCAUAGAUAAGCGAUAAACUGUGAAACCCUGAAUAAGAAAUUCUAAAAAGGUUACCCUUAAAAGACUCGGAGUACGAGAUAAGGUUCAGAUAAAAACGUGUCCCUCUGUGCUCCGUUUCCUCUCUUUGGAUCCAGAACCAUUUACAUUCAUGUGUGUCUGAGUUUUAAUGUUUUUAAUGUUUUUAUACGACUUUAAUGAAAUAUGCUGUGCAUAGUUUAUAAAUGUUUUUUACACUGUUUUAAGACUUUUAAUAAAUCGUAUCUUAUUGAAAA